AUGGAUUCUACACCGGCCCUGACGGCCAUCUGCGCCCUCAGCUCUAUAACACUUAGAGUUGCGAGCUAUAUCUUUUUACGUUGGAUACCAGGUCAUCUUUUCGUCAGCGUUAUAUUCUCCGCAUUUGCCGUUUACGCAGCCACAUUCACGAUCAUAUACCUUGUAAAACCAGCCUACAAGAUAGUUGGCAAAACUACCGAGAUCACUGUCGUGCAGCCCAAGGCCCAGGAGGCUAUAUACGCAGUCUCCAAGACACCAGGGGUUGUGGUGGUGGAGUCGGAGAGCACACAGACCAAUCUCUUGCUCAACCCUAACAAGCUCUCUGCCGUGGAAGCUACGCAGACAGUUGUGUACCGCCGCAAAGAUACGCAUCCUCUUAAAACUCUACUACUGGGAACGCCCUCACCUUCGUCCCGAAAGCUAUCGUGGACUACAUUCGCAAUCAAUAGUCUUUUAACCCUUGCAACAUGGGACUUGACAUUUCGCACUGAUUACUUCUACAAAGCCCAGGACCUCUCAUUCGCCAGGAUUGGCUACGUCGGCCCUAAUUCUGCAAAGCUCCUCUUCCGCGAGCCUGAUAAGCUCAAGUACCCAGUGUCUGUGUGGUAUCAGGUCGAGGCCCCUGGCAUCAUUGAUGCACAUCUCGUUGAUACAAUCCCCUUCUUGACCGAGGCCACAGAUUACACAAAGACAGUGACAAUCCCCCACUUGAACCCAGAAACCAAGUACAGAUACUUCACAUCCGCAGCCCACAAUGGAACGUUCACCACCGCCCCCCCACUUGGGAAAUCUCCCGCCGGAGGGAAGUUCACCUUCCUAACAAGCUCAUGCAUCAAACCACGUUUCCCAUACGAUCCACUCCAGCACCCUCUAGCAGUACAGGGGUUCAAGGUCCUCGGCGGGAUGCUCGAAGAGCUAAAGGCCUCAUUUAUGCUUUUCCUUGGCGACUUCAUCUACAUCGACGUGCCCCGCCGCCCCGGCGUCGAUGUUGAGUCCUACCGCCAAUACUACCGCCAGAUCUACGCCUCCCCCGACUGGCCGGCGGCCGGUAACAACCUGCCGUGGAUUCACGUUCUGGACGACCAUGAAAUCGCCAACGACUGGUCCUCAAACACAACCGGCAUCUACCCCGCCGCCAUCGAGCCCUUCAACCACUACCAGCACGCGCCCAACCCGCCAGCCGUGCGCACCGCAGACGACGAAACAUACUACAGCUUCUCGUGGGGCUCCAGCGCAUCCUUCUUCAUGCUCGACACCCGCCGCUAUCGGUCGCACGACAGCAUCCCAGACGGCCCGGGGAAGACCAUGUUGGGAAAGCAGCAGCUCGAGGACCUGCUCAACUGGCUUAAGAAGGACGACGGCGGCGCCGACUUGGGCCACGGGGAGGAGGUGCAGUGGAAGUUCAUCGUCAGCAGCGUGCCGUUCACAAAGAACUGGAGGUUCGGCGGGAACGACACGUGGGCCGGAUACCUGCAUGAGCGGAGACAAAUCCUGGAGACUGCAUGGAGUGUGGGCGGACGCAGCGGUGUGGUGGUGCUGAGUGGUGAUCGCCAUGAGUUUGCUGCUACUGCUUUCCCGCCGCCGGAGAAUUCACAGUGGCCGGCGAGCAGCGCGGUUCAUGAGUUUUCGUGUAGCCCGCUGAGCCAGUUCUACCUGCCGAUUCGGACGUACCGCCAAGAGGAUAAUGAGGACGUCACUAUCAAAUACCAACCCGACGGUAACGUGAAAUUCGGAGCAAUCACAAUCGAUACUACGAACGUGGAGCAAGCCGUGCUGAAAUACCAGCUGUUUGUCGACGGGGUUGAGGACUGGAGCUGGGUGCUCACUGCACCGGCGAGAGGGAAGAAGGCGAAGGGGGGAUUGAAGAAGAAGCAGUGGAGUUGA
Morchella importuna is the source of this 1884-nucleotide messenger RNA. RefSeq lists its product as uncharacterized. The coding region runs from base 1 to 1884 and encodes 627 amino acids. The transcript is spliced from 5 exons. Lineage: Eukaryota; Fungi; Ascomycota; Pezizomycetes; Pezizales; Morchellaceae. The record is from RefSeq and is a predicted model, not a curated record.